Molecule: messenger RNA, 6395 nt
Organism: Carcharodon carcharias (great white shark)
Lineage: Eukaryota; Metazoa; Chordata; Chondrichthyes; Lamniformes; Lamnidae
Product: ATPase family AAA domain-containing protein 2-like
Exons: 28
Coding region: 152-4252 (1366 amino acids)
Biological process (GO): positive regulation of transcription by RNA polymerase II
Cellular component (GO): nucleus
Molecular function (GO): ATP binding; chromatin binding; histone binding
Source: RefSeq, a predicted model, not a curated record
CUUCCAACGGUCGCAGCGCGAGACCAACGGUCGCGCAAGUGCGGGGGAGGGGAGCGGGACUGAUUUAGUCCGCUCGCCGCCUUGUUCCCUCAGUGUGUGUUUGUGUGAGGGAGGAGGAGGGAAACAAAAAAGUAAUAUUAAUACCGUCAGAAUGGUGAUGCUGAGGAGCGGCGCGUCCCUCAGCCUGGACUCCAGCUCCGAGUUUGUCGUCCUGGGCAAGAGCGAGAGCCCGCCGUCCACACCCCCGGCCCGGUACGGCAAACGGAGCCGAACCGAGGCGAGCUAUUUGUCUGAUGAUGUGAAAGAAAACCGCAACGGUAAUCUGUCCCCUGUUUUGAGAAGGAAAAGUCAGUUGCAAACUGACAUCUCCUUAGAUUCGAGCUGCAAUGAAAAGAGUGUGGAAGAGAUGCAUGACGAUAGGAUGGAAGUACGGCAUUUUACCAGGCAAUCGGUAAGACUUCAAAUCAACAAAAGUAAUGAUAAAGAAGCUCCACUCACCAGAACUCUUCGGAGUAACAGAGUUGAAAUGGAAGUGGAUGAAAGAGUACACGAAGGCACUGAUACAGAAGUGCGGCGCAGUUGUCGGCUCCGAAGAAAUCGAUACAACACGCUAAACCAAUCUGUUCUCUUUGAUAAAUUGAUAACAAACACUGCAGAAGCUGUUUUGCAGAAAAUGGAUGACAUGAAGAAACUGCGUCGUCAGAGAAUGAGAGAAUUGGAGAAUUUAAGAGAACUUAAUGAUACAGAAGAAGACGAAAAUCUGGAUAUGUAUUCGUGUGUGAGAAAGAGAACAGUUCAGACAAUAGAUGAAGAAACCACAGAAGAUCAUGAGGAUGGGAGUGGUGAAAUAUCUGAGGAAGAAGAGGCUGAAGAUAGAGAAGAUGAGGAUGGUGAGGAGGACACUCAAAAUCGCUACUAUUUACGUCAGAGGAAAGCUGUUGUGCAAUGCCAAGCUCCAGGUGAAGAACCCAAAAAAAAACGCACAAUGUUUUAUCGUGGCCCAGCUUCUCCUGUACGACGAAGAUUUCGAUUUGGUACUGCUGGCUCUUGCAGUCCUUACUGCAAGAGAAAAAUGACCAGGCGAAGGCAUGCAAUACACAGCAGUGAUUCUACCUCCUCUUCCUCAUCCUCUGAUGAGGAAGGGCAUUUUGAGAGAAGAAGAAACAAAACAAGGAACCAAGCACUUUUGAGAUGCCUUCCACUGAAUGUUAGGAAAGAUGACUUGAAAGGAAUUCGCAAAGAUCGGAUGAAAAUAGGUGCUAGCCUGGCAGAUGUGGAUCCAAUGCAAAUUGACACUUCAGUUCGUUUCAGUAAUGUGGGUGGACUUUCAAGCCAUAUUGCUGCACUGAAGGAGAUGGUGGUUUUUCCAUUGCUUUAUCCUGAAGUGUUUGAGAGAUUUAAGAUUCAGCCUCCAAGAGGCUGCUUAUUUUGUGGCCCUCCUGGAACAGGAAAGACCCUUGUUGCCAGAGCCCUGGCCAACGAGUGUAGUCAUGGAGACCGGAGGGUGUCCUUCUUCAUGCGAAAGGGUGCUGACUGCCUCAGUAAAUGGGUAGGAGAAUCUGAACGACAGCUACGCUUACUUUUUGAUCAGGCCUAUCUUAUGCGUCCUUCAAUUAUUUUCUUUGACGAAGUAGAUGGCUUAGCCCCUGUUCGUUCCAGCAGGCAGGAUCAGAUACACAGUUCUAUAGUUUCCACCUUGUUAGCACUGAUGGAUGGGCUGGAUAGCAGGGGUGAGAUUGUGGUAAUAGGAGCAACAAACAGACUGGAUUCAAUUGAUCCUGCUUUAAGACGACCGGGACGAUUUGACAGGGAAUUUCUUUUUGGCCUCCCAGACAAAGAUGCCCGUAAAGAGAUUCUAAAGAUCCAUACCAAGGAAUGGAAUCCAAAACCAUCGGAUGCAUUUCUCCAAGAACUGGCAGAAAAGUGUGUAGGUUACUGUGGCGCUGAUAUUAAGUCUGUCUGUGCUGAAGCAGCACUGUGUGCCUUGCGCCGCCGUUAUCCCCAGAUCUACGUCACGAGUGAGAAAUUGCAACUAGAUGUUUCUUCCAUCAGCAUAAAAGCACAAGAUUUUAUGAGGGCCAUGCAAAAGAUAGUACCUGCUUCUCAGCGGACUGUGGCUUCACCUGGACAAGUACUAUCAUUUGUUGUCCGACCGCUCCUAGAAAACACCUUCAAUAGAAUUCUAGAAGCAUUGAGAAAGAUUUUCCCACACGCAGAACAAGAUCUUAAAACAAAUGGCAGGACUGAUGGAAUAAGACUAAAUGAUGGCAUCUAUAGUGAUGAUGAAGGUCCAUCUAUUUUUGAAGAUGGAUCACUUCAAAAAUCACCUAGUAAGCAGGGGCAUAAUGGCUAUUUCCUCUGUUACAACAGGUGUGCCUAUCACCAACCAACUUCCUACAGACCAAGGCUACUGCUGGCUGGGAUACCAGGUUUAGGUCAGAGUUCACAUCUUGCCCCUGCACUGCUUCACAGUUUGGAGAAAUACAAGGUGCAUAUGCUAGACCUUCCAGUAUUGUAUGGUGUCAGUACUACAUCACCUGAAGAAACCUGUGCACAGCUGUUCCAAGAAGCUCGAAGAACAGCUCCAAGUAUACUGUAUAUUCCUCACAUUGAUCAGUGGUGGGAAUCAGUUGGAGACACCUUGAAAGCCACAUUUAUUACAUUGCUUCAAGACAUUCCCACAUUUACCCCAAUCUUGCUACUGGCAACAUGUGAUGUUCUGCAUGCUGACCUGGCAGAAGAGGUCAAAAAGAUGUUUGUUUGCCAUUACGGGGAAGUUUUCAAUGUUGAGCUUCCUAGGCAUGAAGAACGAAAGAAGUUCUUUGAAGACCUGAUAUUGAAUCAGGCUGCAAAACCCCCACCAUCCAAGAGAAAGGCUGUCCUUCAGGCUUUGGAGGUCCUUCCAGUAGCACCACCACCAGAACCACAACGUCUCUCCAAGGAAGAGGUGAAACGACUAGAAGAGGAGGAGGAAGGUACUCUACGGGAACUGAGACUUUUCCUCCGGGAUGUGACUCACAGGCUGGCAAAUGACAAGCGCUUCAGGGCAUUCACAAAGCCUGUUGAUACAGAGGAGGUUCCAGAUUAUUGCACUGUUAUCACACAACCAAUGGACCUUUCCACUAUGAUGUCAAACAUUGACCUACACAGAUACACGACUGUAAAGGCAUAUCUUCAAGACAUAGAACUGAUCUGCAAUAAUGCACUGGAGUACAAUCCUGAUAGAGAUCCUUCAGAUCGUAUGAUUAGACACCGAGCCUGUGCUUUGAAAGACACUGCCAAUGCAAUUAUGAAAUCAGAACUUGAUGAGGAAUUUGAAAAGCUCUGUGAAGAAAUUCAAGAAUCGCGAAAGAACAGAGGCUGCUAUUCUUCCAAAUUUGCACCCACAUUUUAUCACGUGCUAACAAAGAGCUCCACAGCAGAGAAUAAAAAGCCAAGUCUGGAACUUUCUGACCAAAAAGAUGAAGUGCCUUUACCAGUUGCUGCAAGCACACCUUCGGUUUCUAUAGCUCAAUCAAAGAAGAAACUUCGUAGAUCUAGUCGCUUGGACCGUGAUAUACAUACAAAUAAGCGCAAGAGGAUUUCACCAAAUACCCGAUGUGAGGAGGACGGUGAUAGUGAUGAUGCCACUGAAGGAAUAGAAAAUCACAAUGAUUCAAGUAUAGAUCAGACUGCCUACGAUGGCGAUUGCUCCAUGGAAACUCAGCAAGAGCAAUGUCUCUACAAUGCGUGCAUUAAAAAAACAUUGACUAAGGAGCUUAUUGAAGCGCAGUUUGAUGAUGCACUUAUGUCUACUGGUGUGAAUGUAUACAAGGGGAAGAUGCUUUCUAAAAACGAGGCAAAAUGGGAAGAGAGUGAACUGGGUAAAGGAGAUUCUGUUAAAAAUCAGCAGUUUGAGUCAAGUGAACACAAGGAAAGGAAGACGAAUAAAGCACAUCAUUCUGCAGAUAAAAACUCUAUGUUACGUAUGACUCGCAGCAGACAUUCCCAGGGGGAACAGCAGCAGCACAUUAAUGCUGAGAAAGCACUGGAGGUCCUUUCUGAACGCACCCCACCUGUAAUUGUAGACCAUGAAAGGCUGAAGAAUCUCUGGAAACAAGUUACUCAGAAAACUGAGGGAUUCACUGUACAUCAGCUUGAAAAAUUGUACGCAGCACUCAGUCAAUGCAUCUACCAUCAUCGUAAAGAGUUUGACAAGACUCUGCUAGUACAGGAAAUGGAGAAAGAAGUGAGGAAGUUAAGUCAAUCUUAAGCCUUUUGAUUGCAAAUAGAUUUUCCUUAUUGUGCAUGAGUUUCCAUCACUUGUUCAAGUUUUUUGUAUUUUGAAUGUUUGUAACAUAGAAUGUAAAACCAGCUUUUCCAAUGAGCAAUUCUUUUUUUUGAAUGUACAUAUAUUCUACCAGGAAAUGAGAAGUUUAUAGUUGGGCCAAGUUUUGCCAUAUCUUGAUAAAAGCCAUAUUUUAUAAUUUUAUGUAAAGAAUAAAGUAUCAAAUUUGUACCCAUUAUUAGACCUGUAGGAACUGCAAUAUUCUGUAUUCUUUGCAUGUUACAUUUGUCUGGUCAAACAUUUUGUUUAGAGCUUAUUUAUAUGUCCUCACUCAGCAUAGUGUUUUUCAGCACAGAAGGGAGACCAUUGGACAGUCAUGUCUGUGUUAACCUUAAGUGCCUCAUCCUCGCCUCCCUUUUGAAAUUAUUUAUGGAAUCAGACUAAAUGCUGAAAAUUAUUUUACACUUCAGUAUCAUCAAAACAAGUAAAUAAUGUAGAUAGUUUAGAAUUUUUUUUAUUCUGGAUUCUCACCAACUGAACAAGACAGCAAGCAAAAUUUCCAGCUUCUCAAACUAUUUACACGUCCUGCUAACUAUGCUAAUGUGGAGCAAAAUUUGUCAGAUCUGCUGUAAGACUAUCCACAACCUUUUUCUGUAGGGAAGGUCAAUUGGUGGCAUGAAUCAAACACCUUAAUUGGACUGUUGCAUUUCAACAGUUCAUUUAAUCACACUUUGUUAUGGUAAAGUGGUAGCCAUUUGCUAUUAACAGUAAAAGCCGAUUAAUGUAUUGAAAUUAGUUUAUUACACCUCAAACACAGGGACAUUUUCAACAUUAAAUGUAUUGUCUGAGCAUAAGUCACCACCAAUACAAAAGUAUCAAGCAGGAAGACAGUUGCAAUUAUGGACUAGUAAAAUUUAGAUACAGCUUCAAAAACACUGGUCUGUGAUAAAACAUUGUAAAACAACCUUUGGAUUAUCUGCUAUUUGUAAAUAUAACUUCAGAAACAUUGGGGGAAAAUGCUUUACAAGCUUCUCUACUGAAAAAAAAAGUUUGGGAUCCCUUUAUUAAAUAAACUCACCAAGUAAAACUAAAAAAAGUGUUGCAACAGAUUUGCAGUCGGAAUUUAAAUGACUUUGUGCUGUUACAGAAAAGUUUCCAAACUUUGUUCAGCAAAUCACAGCCCCAACCCCCUCAUAAUACUUCCCUCACUUGAGUUUAAGACUGAAUACAGCUGCAGAUUAUCAAUUGAAACAUUUAAUGUUUAUUACAUAUGCCACCAGAAAAUAGGAUGUUGAAAUUGUUAUAAAAUUACAUGACCUCUGAAAAGAACUAUCUGAUCACAUUCUCUCAAAACUAGAUGUUUUCUAGGAUUUUUGGCACUCACUACAUAAGAUUUUUAGAAACAAACAAGUACAAUGUGUCUGCACAUAAUUGCUAUUUAAAUUACAUCCCAGUUUGUGCAUUAUUUUAAAGUUUUGAAUUUUACUACUUAAAAAAUGACGACCUGGGGUUGUUUUUGCCUCUCCCAGGAAAUUAUAUGACCAAGUGUGUAGGAAUAAUGUCCUGGCCAAUUAAGUGUAGGGCAGGUUUAAUGGACCAGCUGGUUUCUCGCUGCCUUUCAUUUGUACUUAUGUACCUCACACUGUUGUGAUCUGCACCUCGCAUUUUCAUUUCCACAUCAAAGAACAUACUGGAACUGUCAUUAGUAGAAGCAAAUUAUUUUAGAUCAGCAGUGGCCAUAAUGUACAGUUCAGCAAGACUACCACAUUGAUCCUAAUCAAUCACUGGUUCAGCUUCAUCAAAUUCUUCUUUCAGGUGGUCCAGAAUAUGGUUUGCCAGCUGCUUGACAGGUGGUUCUUUCCAUUUACCAACUGUUUUUCAAAAAAUUGCAUGUUUUAUUGAAUUUCAAUGAAACACCAGCAUCUAGCUUAUAUGCUUGUCAACAAUGGAGAAUAGCCUAGUAUUCAUUGGUUGCUGAAGCAUUAGUUACUGAAGUGGAGGAAAAGUAUCACAACUCUGCAAAUAUUUUGUGAUGGUAGAAACUGGUAUUUUAUUCCAAACUGCUGAAAUCCAUUGUACUACACAAAGCUUCUUAAAUGCCUGUAAUAAAGAUUUGUUGAGCACAGCA